AUGACCCAUUGUGAUGAUCAACCAAAAGAUUUCGACAAGUUCAUCACGUACACUCUGCGGCAGUGCAAAGAUGUGAUGAGUGAUCUGCAUCCCCAACUGAAUUGCAUCUCUCGUUAUCACACGUUUGUGGAGGUGCGAUGCUCGUCUUUCAUGAAAGAAGCGGUUCGAUUGCGACGUCGCGUCGGACCUCACUUCACGCCGGAUCAGGAAACUUGCAGAUACGUUCAUCUAAAUGCUUUAUGUUUGGAGAACGCAGUGCUUUCGCAUUGCCCCGACGCAGAGCGCGUGUUUUCUCGUUUGAACUUUCGUGACUAUUUCCUCAAUUUCAUUGUACCCGGCGAUGACAGUUUAUUCGAUGAUGAGGAUUUAAAUACUUGUCAGGUUUAUGAUUUCGUUGAGCCAAUCUUUCCACACUCCACAUUUGCUCCAACAGCUGAACAGUCGGUUGAUGAACUCUACUCCCCGACAGCGUCAACUAUUGCUCCGUACACGAAAAGUUUCGCCACCGCCACUUUCCUUGAUCACGAGCUGGAGUUAUUGAAAGAAAAAAAUCACGAAGAGAACUCGGUUGAGACGUCCACUUGGGGAUCAACUACGAAACAACGGAAAACGACAACGAAAACGGUCAUUGACCGAAAUAUAGCCGAAAUCGAUCGACAAUUGGAGGAAAUGGAUAGGGAAAUCAAUGGGGAAUCGAAAGAAGAGAACGAAUCGAGUACAACGAAAGCGCAGGAUACACAAAGCGUGACGCUCACAACGAGAAAGAUGACGAGAAGCACGACUCUUUUCCCGACGAUCAAUCCAAGAAUUCACUACACGGCACAGGACUUGAUACGUGGUCGAACCACUCCGCGAAACCGAAAUCGAGGUCGUGGCAAGGGAAAACAGGAAGAGUCAAAGGAAAGAGAAGAUGAGAAAAAAAUCGAGGCAAUUGGGGACAUGAUGAAAGCGCAAAAAGAACGACAAGAUGAGAAAGAAAAGGAAAAAGAUGAAGAAGAUGAGAAAAAAGAGAAGAAGGAAAAAGAGGGAAAUGAGACAAUGAGUACGACGCAGGCAACAACAGUUUCUGGGAAAGAAGUGGUGAUCACUGAGAUUUGGACGGAUGGAACGACCACCGAAAAGCCAGAGCUAAUUCCAAAGACUUCGACUUUGGCUACCAUCCAACCUACUUUGAGAACAACAGGAAGAACAGAGACAACGGGCAGCGAAGUGAUCAUUCCGAGAAACUCUGAUCAAUCAAAAAUCACCACGCAGAGAGCUUCGGGAUUUGUGAAUCUCGAUGAGAUCGAGACAUCGACCCUCUUGUCUCAAUCAACCACGAUUGAUGAUCUCGAUACGGAGCUUGAGACAUCAACCAUUUCUUCUUCUCAAUCAAUUUCCCCGGAUGAUCUCGACGUUGAAUUCAUCAUGAGUCAAGAAAUAGGAAAUGAUGGGAAAACCUUUGAGAAAUCUUUCCAAGAUACAGUUAUUGAGAAACCACAGACUUCUACAGAAGUCAACAUGGAAAAGAUUGUGGUGCUGCCGACUGGAGACGAGGAAAUGGGAACAACGGAGGUGGAGAGAGAGCCAGCUGGCGAGAAAGAAACGACCACGAUUGAGGGAGAUAAGGAACUCGAGGACAUCUCCCGAGAGACUUCAACAGUUUAUAUCCCGGUUUCGGCCGAGACUCGAUCCCAAUACAACACGGAGACAUCGACCACAAAACAAGAAUUCACCAGCUCCGAGAAGGCGACUGAAGGCGUCACCGAGAAUCCGAUCGCGAAAACAACCCGCAAAAAGUUGUUCUCAUCAGACGAAGAUUUCGAGAUCACGCCGCCGAAUUUUCAUUAUUCAACGUAUCGAAUCGGAUUGAUUCCAAAGGAAUAUCAGUGGUGGUAUUAUUCAUCGAAUUUCACAAAUCCAUACAAAGAUGCUACUUCACCGAUGACCACCACACAAAGGUCACCGACUUUCCGACUCUACACGACUAUUGAAACAUUUUUGAAAGACGGUGUGACAACGAGGAGAAUAGUCGUCAAGAAAAAGUUCACGAAUGGACCAAAUGGACGGCAAACCUCGACGCAUCCCUUCGAUUCCACUGAAAUCUUCAUCCCUCCCAAUCACGAUGAUCGAUUUUUGGAGAAAGUGCCCACAACAACGAUUCGAUACAAAGCGAAGAAGAACAAGAAGAAAACCGAAUCUUCACCAACAGCAAACACUCCAUUAUUCCACAUGCAAAAAGUGUUCGUGAAGAAAAUCAGACCGAUGUUCGAGAGGAGUUCCGAGAAUCGAGCCGAAGAAGAAAGUCCCUCGUCUCCAAACUAUGUCGAUCUUCAGGAACAUAGCGCUGACCCGAUUCCCGAUUAUGAAUAUCUACCAGAAGAGAUUCAAUUGGAUGAGGAAGACGUGAAUUUGAACAAUAAAAGAACAACUCCGUCGACGAUGGGAACGAGUGCAGCUACAACAACAACAGCGACAAAAAUUGAGCACGAUUUUGAGAACUAUGACCAAAAAACCGUUGUUAUUGGAAAUGAUGAAGAAACAGCGACAAUAGAACACGAAAAAGCUCAAGAAAAAGCUGCGGUGCGAUUGGGUCCAAUGAUCGAUCCAAAUCGUUUCAAGUCCAGCUCCGACUCCUCGAACGAGCCUCCUUCAUCGGACUCACAAUCGAAACCAAUUGCGGCCAAAGUUUUUGUCAAUGAUCCAGGGUAUGCU
This is a messenger RNA of Mesorhabditis belari, 2694 nucleotides long. The record is from the annotation of a GenBank genome assembly. Lineage: Eukaryota; Metazoa; Nematoda; Chromadorea; Rhabditida; Rhabditidae.